UGGGGAAAGAGAGGCCCAUGGGAGUAUGGACCUGUAAGCAGAUACACAUGAGCUAGUGUCUACACUCACUCACAUUGCCUUUUUCACUCAGAGCGUGCCCAUCCUCCCCUGCACAGCAGGAAUGUGAAAUGCACCUGAACUGGAUCCAGCACGAGGAAGAAUGACUGCUAAAAGUCGCCAUGCCACCUGUUCCGGGACAGAAGCUUUCCUGGAGGGUCCACGCAAAAUCAUUAUCCAUUAAUUUCAGUAAUCCCCGUCCGCUGUGAAGUAAUUUAACUAAAAGCAGCUCGUUAACGUGUACAAAAAUGGAGGAGUGUUGCCUGCCUGCUGAGGAAGUGGAGAGACUCAGGAUACACAGAGAAAUAGAGAGACAGCUUCGUCGUGAUAAAAGAGCCUCUCACAGGGAGUUGAAGCUGCUGCUUUUAGGGACUGGUGAAAGUGGGAAGAGCACUUUCAUCAAACAGAUGAGGAUCAUCCAUGGCAGUGGAUACAAUGAAGAUGACAAGAAAGGUUUCACUCGGCUGGUGUUUCAGAACAUCAUCACAGCCAUCCAAGCGCUGAUCCACGCCAUGAAGACUCUACAGAUUGACUACAUCGAUGACCAGAACAUUCACCACGCACAGAAGCUGAGCCAAGUGGAGGCAGACCAGGUGUCCACUUUGGAGGCUUGGCAGGCGGACUCUAUUAGGCGAGUGUGGAAUGACCAAGGUGUUCAAAGGUGCUACGACCGCAGGAGGGAAUUCCAGUUAUCAGACUCUGCCAAAUAUUACCUGAGCGACUUGGACAGAAUCACAGCCCUGUUAUACAUCCCCACCCUGCAGGACAUCUUGAGGGUCAGGGUCCCCACCACAGGCAUCAUAGAGUAUCCCUUUGACCUUUCAAAGGUUAUCUUCAGGAUGGUAGAUGUGGGUGGUCAGCGUUCAGAGAGGAAGAAAUGGAUUCACUGUUUUGAGAAUGUCACUUCCCUCGUAUUUCUGGCGGCCCUCAGCGAGUACGAUCAAGUCCUUUAUGAGAGUGAGAAUGAUAAUCGACUCAGAGAGAGCCUCGCCUUGUUCAAGACCAUCCUCUCAUACCCUUGGUUCCAUGAGUCCUCCACCAUCCUCUUCCUGAACAAAACAGACUUGCUAGAGGAGAAAAUCACACAGUCUCAUUUGGCAACCUACUUCCCGGACUAUACUGGGCCUCAGUGUGAUGCUGGAUCUGCGAAAAAGUUUAUCUUGGAAAUGUACAAGAAGCAGCACAGCGGGCAUCCUAAACUCCUUUACACACACUACACCUGUGCCACGGACACAGAGAACAUCCGGGUUGUCUUUAAAGCCGUCAAAGACACCCUCUUCAGAGAUAAUCUUGGCAAGUUCAACCUCGAAUAAGGAGGUUGUAGGACAAAGUGAUGGUUUCAUGUUUAGGAACAAGGAAGCUGGUUAUACAGUCACAUGUUUAAACACUUUUAUGGACAUUGUAUCUGUUAUGUGCUGUCGGUUGUAGCUUGUUCAAAAACAUCAAAGAGAGGCAAUCAGACAGCAGUGUCAGGUAAGGCACAUUUAUCUCAGCACUGUAAAACACAGACAGUAUGUGCCAUUCUUUGCAACACAGUUCAUCAUAAGUGUUAAAAAACACAUGUUCUAUUGCUGCAGGAGAGAAAUGGACAACUGAAAUGUCAAUUAAUUGUUGUACUGAACUGUUAGAUGGGCUCCUUUUUAUACCAUUACUGUUUGACAGAGAAGUAAAUGGUUUCAAUCUGGUUUGAUAAAGCAAGAAUGCAGCGCACCCUGCCUUACAGCUCUGGGAGGAGGAAGUAAAAGAAUACCCUGCAGGGAACUACAGUGCCUUAGUUUAUAUUUAUGUGUGCAACAACUACCAUGUACCCUAUGAAAUGAUUCUUUUUUUCCACUAACUUUCCAUAACUUUAAAAUAUAGAUGUAAAAAACCACAUGUAAUGUGUGUUUUUAAACAAACUGGA
Molecule: messenger RNA, 1960 nt
Organism: Siniperca chuatsi (mandarin fish)
Lineage: Eukaryota; Metazoa; Chordata; Actinopteri; Centrarchiformes; Sinipercidae
Product: guanine nucleotide-binding protein subunit alpha-14-like
Exons: 7
Coding region: 306-1370 (354 amino acids)
Biological process (GO): action potential; adenylate cyclase-modulating G protein-coupled receptor signaling pathway; phospholipase C-activating dopamine receptor signaling pathway
Cellular component (GO): heterotrimeric G-protein complex
Molecular function (GO): guanyl nucleotide binding; GTPase activator activity; G protein-coupled receptor binding
Source: RefSeq, a predicted model, not a curated record